AAUUGCACAACAUCUUCGGUUACCGCGCAAAAAGCGCAGCAAAGAGGUAACGGGCAUUGGAUCUACAACAACGAAAACGCAGCAAGUAUGCUGUGUUGUACUAAAAUCGCGCCAUACAGCAUUUUCGUCGACUUUGGAAGCGGUCAUCAUACCGACAAUAACUUCGUGUCAACCCAGCAAUCGUGUCAGCAUUGAGAAAUGGAAUUUGCCUAACAACAUAAAUUUGGCAGAUGAACAGUUCUACGAGCCAGCAACGAUCGAUUGUCUUAUUGGAGCAGCGUUAUUUUAUGAUUUGCUUCUCGUCGGUCAAAUCAAGCUGCGCAACAAUUCGCCGGUUCUGCAGAAAACUAAACUCGGUUGGAUAGUUUCUGGCAUCGCUAACACAUCUGCACCAAUAGCUUCAUCACCAAAAACCUCAUCGUUGAAUAAAUCAUCGGCCUAUAAGGCAUUUCUCACCAUGUCCGAAGAACGAGUUCUCGAUCAGCUGUUGCAAACCUUUUGGGCAUUGGAAGAACACCACACCAAUUCAUUAACGUCAGUUUCGCCAGAGGAGCAAGCAUGUGAAGAUUUCUUCGAAACAACCACAACCAGAUGUCCAAAAACCAACCAAUUCAUCGUUCGCUUACCGUUUAAAGAAGACCCCAGCAACCUAGGGCAGUCAUAUGACGCUGCUUUCAAAAGGUUGGUAUCUCUUGAGUAUAAAUUUUCUCGCAAUCCCGCACUCGCCAACACAUAUCGUGAAUUCAUCAACGAAUAUAUUAACAAGGGGCAUAUGACACUGCUUAAUAACCCCGAAGAGGCUCGUAAUUUAAUCCCCCACCACUGCGUCACAAAGGCGGACAGCAGCACCACAAAACUCCGUGUGGUCUUCGAUGCGUCGUGCCGAACUUCGAAUGGGAAGUCUUUGAACGACAUAUUGCUCGUCGGUCCGACGCUACAGGACGAUAUUUUCGCAAUCCUGCUUCGCUUUAGAGCGUACAAAUACGUGUUGAUGGCUGACAUCGCUAAAAUGUACCGCCAGGUACAAAUGAACUCAGCUGACUUUUCUUGGCAGUGCAUUUUGUGGCGAGAAUCACCGAACGCUUCUGUGCAAGUGUACAAGCUGCAGACAAAGUCUCUACAACAGUUGGCAAAGGACGAGGCAGAAUCGCUACCAAUUGGUUCAGUUGUUACGCUCAGAGAUUUUUACGUCGAUAAUCUCAUGACAGGUGGCGCCACCACUGAUGAAGUCGUCCAAAUUAGACCGCAAGUUGUUGAGUUGCUUAAACAUGGGGGCUUUCCCCUACGAAAAUUCGCCACUAAUGACAAUUCCAUCAUCUCUGACAUUCCCCAAGUUGACCGUGAAGAAAUCGUACAACUCGGUGACGUAGACUACAUUAAAACACUUGGGUUGAAAUGGUCACCAUCGAGCGAUAACUUCGUGUUCAGCUACACCGAAUCAUCGUCGUCUUCGAAAACAACAAAAAGAGCGAUUUUAUCCCAAAUUGCAAGCUUCUUCGAUCCACUUGGAUUAUUGAACCCUAUAAUAGUUUCAUGCAAAAUAUUAAUGCAGCAUCUAUGGGCACUGAAACUAGAUUGGGAUGAAAGUGUCCCACAAGAUGUUUACACCCAAUGGCAAGAUCUUCGUCGGCAGCUAUCUCUGAUAUGCCAGCACGAAGGCUUCGGCGCCUGCAUCUACAUGGUCACACGCGAUUCUAAUGGUACGACGUCAUCGUUGCUGUCCGCUAAGUCUCGUGUAGCUCCAAAGAAGGAAGUUAGCUUACCUCGACUUGAAUUGUGCGUUACAUUGCUGCUGGCGGAACUGCUCAAAUCAAUUAUUGACAUAUUUUCACCAAAUCCUGGAUCAAGGGAGAGCCGUCGCGUUGGACAGUAUUCGUUGCGAACAGAGUAA
This is a messenger RNA of Rhagoletis pomonella (apple maggot), 1891 nucleotides long. RefSeq lists its product as uncharacterized. The record is from RefSeq and is a predicted model, not a curated record. The transcript has 2 exons. Lineage: Eukaryota; Metazoa; Arthropoda; Insecta; Diptera; Tephritidae. The annotation marks the transcript as partial.